Messenger RNA from Coffea eugenioides, 1216 nucleotides. RefSeq names its product derlin-1.2-like. Gene Ontology annotation, cellular component: Hrd1p ubiquitin ligase ERAD-L complex; endoplasmic reticulum membrane. The transcript is spliced from 7 exons. The record is from RefSeq and is a predicted model, not a curated record. Gene Ontology annotation, molecular function: misfolded protein binding; ubiquitin-specific protease binding. Bases 37 to 903 code for a protein of 288 amino acids. NCBI's taxonomy places the organism in Eukaryota, Viridiplantae, Streptophyta, Magnoliopsida, Gentianales, Rubiaceae. Gene Ontology annotation, biological process: endoplasmic reticulum unfolded protein response.
CAACGAAGCCACUUCAUUUCUGCAGCUAACAACAACAUGUCUUCGCCAUUGCAGUACUACCGAUCUUUGCCGCCGGUGGCCAAGACCUAUACCGUGGUCUGUCUAAUGACCACAGUCGCUUUUCAUAUGGAACUCUACAAAGUCUCCAACAUAGCACUUUAUUAUUCAGAUGUUUUCAAAAGGUUCCAGGUGUGGAGGCUUAUCACAAACUUCUUUUUCCUUGGAGGAUUUUCCUUGCCGUUUGGAUUUCGUAUCCUUACAAUACUAUACUACGGAGUUUCAUUAGAGAGGGGGGCUUUUGACAAGAGGACUGCAGACUACGUGUGGAUGUUCGUAUUUGGAGCAAUCUCACUGCUGGUGAUGGCAGCGAUUCCAUUGCUGUGGUCUCCGUUUAAGGGACCAGCCAUGGUUUUCAUGAUUGUCUACGUCUGGAGCAGGGAAAACCCAAAUGCCCGGGUCAACAUACAAGGACUCGUGGAAAUUAAGGGAUUCUAUCUUCCGUGGGUGAUGCUGGGCAUAGACACCAUCCUUGGAAAUCCGUGGAUGCCUGGCAUUCAGGGAAUAGCUGCGGGCCAUAUUUAUUACUUCUGCACGGUGCUUUAUCCUCUGUCUACUGGAAAGAACUACUUCAAGACUCCCCUCUGGGUUCACAAGCUAGUUGCAUUUUGGGGUGAGGGAUACCAAAUGAAUGCUCCAGUCAGGCAAGACCCUGAUGCCGGAGUUGCGUUUCGCGGCAGGAGCUACAGGCUCGGAGGGCCUAGUCGCGGCUCAGCACGGCCACCAGGCAGCAGCAGCAGCACUUCCUCAGCACAGGAGGGACCAAACGGCCCAGCGCAGCCCACUGGUAGUACAGCCGACGGAGUGGCAUUUCGUGGCAGAAGUCACCGGUUAGGUGCCAGAUAACCCCAUAUAUGGUAAUCAAAGGAUAUUAAGAGCAGCAUGUUUUGCCGUGCCUGCGAGAGAGACAGUUGCUGCAGCUUAUCUUGGGGAUUGGUAGCUUAUUAUUUUUGGGCCUAAUCGAUUCUGGCGGACAAUCUUGCAGCUGUUUUAGUCAUGGGGAAGAAUCAAGAUGCCAUAAAACCAUAAACAAGACUUCCUUGUAUUUUUUAUUUCAUCAUGUCAUUCUCCUUAUAACAGAAUUGUUAGAGCUCUAAACGUGACAUUUUCACAUCCAUAUAAUGCAAAAUGUAGGCUAAUUGUUGUGUUGUUCUGAAAA